AUGGCCGAAUCAACUACCAUCUCCAACACGGAGAAUCUCAUGAAGUACAUGGGCCUCGAUCAGAAGGGCUACAGCAUGGCCGAGUACAUCUGGAUUGAUGGCCAGAACGGUGUUCGCUCCAAGACCAAGACUCUCGACAAGCCCUGCAAGGACGUCAGCGAGCUCUCAGAAUGGAACUUCGACGGUUCAUCUUGCGGUCAAGCUCCAAGCGGCGACUCAGAUGUCUACCUCCGCCCCGUAGCUAUCUACCCGGAUCCCUUCCGUGGCGGCGACAACAUCCUCGUUAUGUGUGAGUGCUGGGACCACGAUGGGACACCCAACAAGUUCAACUACCGUCACGAGGCCGCCAGACUCAUGAACGCCAACUCAAAACAAGAGCCCUGGUUCGGUCUAGAGCAAGAAUAUACUCUUCUUGGUCUUGACGAAAGGCCUUACGGUUGGCCUAAGGGAGGGUUCCCAGCUCCUCAGGGACCGUACUACUGCGCUGUGGGAACCGGCAGGGUAUACUGCAGAGAUAUUGUCGAGGCUCACUACAAGGCUUGUUUGUUCGCUGGUAUCAAAAUCUCAGGUAUCAACGCAGAAGUCAUGCCUGGCCAAUGGGAAUUUCAAGUUGGGCCUUGUGAGGGUAUUGAGUUGGGCGAUCAUCUUUGGAUGGCCCGUUUUAUGCUCCACCGCGUCGCAGAAGAAUUCGGCGUCAUCAUCACCUUCGCUCCCAAGCCAGUGGCAGGAGACUGGAACGGUGCCGGCCUCCACACCAACGUCUCAACAGCCGACAUGCGCAAAGACGGCGGGCUCAAGACCAUCGAGUCCAUGAUGGGCAAGCUUGAGAAGCGCCAUGUUGAACAUAUGGAAGUCUACGGAGAGGGUAACGCGGAGCGAAUGACUGGCGAGCACGAGACUGCCAGUAUGGAAAAGUUCAGCUGGGCCAUUGCGAACCGUGGCAGCAGUGUUAGAAUUCCACGACAAUGUGCUGCGGCUGGUAAAGGUUACUUCGAGGAUCGGAGGCCUGCGUCGAAUGCGGAUCCGUACCGCAUUACGGGUAUGAUGAUGGAGACUCUAUUUGGAGGAUUGCCCGAUGAAAAGAUGUCGAAGUAG
Letharia columbiana is the source of this 1095-nucleotide messenger RNA. RefSeq lists its product as uncharacterized. The record is from RefSeq and is a predicted model, not a curated record. The transcript has 6 exons. NCBI's taxonomy places the organism in Eukaryota, Fungi, Ascomycota, Lecanoromycetes, Lecanorales, Parmeliaceae. Gene Ontology annotation, molecular function: glutamine synthetase activity. Bases 1 to 1095 code for a protein of 364 amino acids. Gene Ontology annotation, cellular component: cytoplasm.